Molecule: messenger RNA, 6008 nt
Organism: Leucoraja erinaceus (little skate)
Lineage: Eukaryota; Metazoa; Chordata; Chondrichthyes; Rajiformes; Rajidae
Product: organic cation/carnitine transporter 2-like
Exons: 10
Coding region: 265-1539 (424 amino acids)
Biological process (GO): transmembrane transport
Cellular component (GO): membrane
Molecular function (GO): transmembrane transporter activity
Source: RefSeq, a predicted model, not a curated record
UGAUACAAGAUAGUGAAGAUGGUUUUCAAGCAGGAUCUUGAUCAAUAAGCCAAGUGGGCUGAGGAAUGGUUGAUGGAAUUGAAUGCAGAAAAAUGUGAGGUGAAUUUAUGUGCAAUAGCGUAAUCUGUUGGACCUUUAUUGUUAAUGAUCAGUUGCACACAGGAAGUAGGAAGCAGGAAGUAGUCUCCAGCCUUGGUUUGUCUGUCAUGUUUUAACGUCAGAAGCAAUCCUUCCCAAUCCUAGCUUGUUACGCUUAAGAAAGCAAUGGCUUGGGACUUGGUGUGUGACGAUAAAUGGAAAGAACCAUUUACCACAUCUCUGUACUUUUUCGGAGUGCUGAUAGGUUCUGGUGGUUCUGGGGUAAUAUCAGACAGGUUUGGGAGGAAGAUUGUUUUGUUUGGAUCUAUGGGGGUACAGAUUUUAUUCAAUCUUCUUAUCACAUUGUCACCCAGCUGGGAAAUCUUCUGCCUGAUUAAUUUCUUAAGAGGCAUCGGCGAGGUUUCAUACUAUGUGACUGCGUUUGUGCUUGGAUCUGAAAUUCUACAGAAAUCUAUUCGGGUUACAUACUCUACACUUGGAAUUGGCUGUUUUUAUGCCGUGGGAUACAUGAUGCUGCCUUUUAUUGCCUAUUUCGUGAGAGGAUGGAGAAUGUUGAUAUUGAUCCUGAGCCUGAUCUGUUUGCUGUACAUUCCUUUGUGGUGGUUUAUUCCUGAAUCUCCACGCUGGCUACUGUCCAAGGGAAGGGUAAAGGAAGCUGAAUCAAUAAUUCGAUGCAUGGCAAAGAAAAAUGGAAUCACUCCACCACCAGUACUUUUCACUGACGAUGAGCUUGAAAAUAUACAGAAUAAACAAGUAAAAUCUGUUCCAGUUACUCAAUUGAUAAAAUCUCGCAAUAUCCUAGUCAUCACAGUCAUUAGCGCACUCAUAUGGAUGAUUAUAGCAAUUGGAUACUAUGGUCUGUCUCUGAACAUCCCCAAUCUUCAUGGCAACGACUAUCUGAAUUGUUUCCUCUUUGGUGCCAUUGAGAUUCCGAGUUAUAUCGCAUCCUGGCUUCUCCUCCGGAAAUGUCCACGCAGGCUCAGCCAUGCAGGCAUUCUUGCUCUGAGUGGAGGUGUUCUGCUCUUCAUGAACCUCAUACCAUCAAAUCUUUCAAUACUUUCUACAGUGCUGGUGUUAAUUGGAAAAAUGGGAAACGCAUGGGCUUAUUGCAUGGUUUAUGUCUACACCUCCGAACUGUAUCCAACCCCAUUGAGAAACACAGGUGUUGGAGUGAGUUCAAUGGCUUCCAGAACUGGCAGCAUUAUUUCUCCUUACAUUGUUUUACUUGGUAGUUAUCAAGAGAUCCUGCCGUUUAUUGUGAUGGGGGUGUUGAUGGUGUUCUCAGGAAUUGUGGUCUUGUUUCUGCCAGAAACGUUCAAUAUUCCUCUUCCAGAUACAAUUGACCAAAUGCAAAAAGUUAAAUGGUGCAAAUGUUCUCACUCUGAUUCAACUCAAACCAGAGAAACCAAUGUGGUGAUUUUAAAAGAGGAAAUGCUUUGAGCACAGAUCUUCACCAGCAGCCAAGCGACUGAGGAAUUCAUUGCCGUUUGGGUCAGGCUCCAACUCUUCAGGAGUGGCAACUCCAAAAGUGGCAACUUCUUCUGUUGAUCCAGAAAGAAACUGAUACCUGGAGAUCACAGUGAAAUGAUCAGAUCUCCUGCAGGGAAUAGGAUUUGAAGUUUCUACCAAAGUUUCACAAAACCAAAUUACUGGACCUUUUCUCUAAGAUAUUGUUUUAAAAAAAGACAUGCACUUUUUAUGUCUUUCUUACAUCCGAUUGCAUUAUAUUCCUUGGAUAUUUUCCUCUUUGUAGAGCAAUUUAUUAAAUGCUAUGAACCAACCCUUGACAUCUACCCAGUGUGAUGGUUUUCUACAGUCAAUGCUUUCUGUAAUCAACUCUUGUUUCUGUUUCAUUCCUCCUGUUUUGGUUCAAACUCCUCUCCUGCUUUAAAGUUUGAAACAGGUCAUUAUAUUAGGUGCUUUCUUUCAAUUAUCUAUUUAUUGAAUGUGGAACUUGUUGACAUUAGACCAUAGAUGUAUAGCACAGAAACAGGCCCUUCAGCCCACAAUCUCCAUUGCAAACAAGUUAAACUAAUCUCUUCUGCCUGCACGUGAUCCAUAACCCUCCAUCCCCUGCAUAUCCAUGUGCUUAUCUAAAAGCCUCUUAAAUGCCACUAUCCUCUUUACCCCCACAACUACCCUCAGCAACACAUUCCGGGCACCCACUGCUCUGUGUAAAAUAAUACUUGCCUCACACAUUUCCUUUAAAGUUUGCCUCUCUCAUCUCUCACAUCUAGACUUUGAUAUUUCAAUCCUGGGGAAACAAUUCUGAUUGCUACUAUUAUCUAUGCCUCACAGAAUUUUAUAUACUUUGGUCAGAUUUCCCCUUGAUCUUUGAUGUUACAGAGAAAACAACAAAGUAGUCCAACCUUCCAUCAUAUCUAAUGUGCUCUAACCCAGGCUGCAUUCUGGUAAAUCUCUUUCGCACCCAUGACCACGUGGGUUUUCUCAGGGUGCUACGGUUUCCUCCCACACUACAAAGUCGUGGAAGUUUGUAGGUUAAUUGGCUUUGGUAGCAUUUCUAUUGUCCCUAGCGUGUGUAGGAAAAUUGUUAGUGUGCUGGGUGAUCGCUGGUCGGCGUGGACCGAAGGGCCUGUUUCCACGCUGCUUCUCAAAAGUCUAAAGUCUAAAGAGUCUAUUGCAGAGAGAAAUAAUAUAUCUUUAUUGUCAUUGCACAGAGGGGGAUAAAUGGGGGAUAGGAUUGAUCUGAGAAUCAGCUUCAGUUUAGUAUGAGAUGAGUUUAUUGUCACGUGUACUGAGGUACAGUGAAAAGCAUUAGUUGCGUGCUAUCCAAUCAGCAGAAAGACAAUACAUGAUUACAAUCGAGCCAUUUACAGGGUAUAGUACAUGGUAAGGGAAUAAAGUUUCCUGCAAGGUAAAGCCAGCAAAGUCUGAUCAAUGAGAGUCCGAGGGUCUCCAAAGAGGUAGAUAGUAGUUCAGCUCUUUGGUUGUGUUCAGACGAUUCAGUUGCCUGAUAACAGCUGGAAAGGAACUGUCGGUGAAAGUAUGGAAGUAUGUGUUUUCACACUUCUAUACCUUCUGUCUGAUGGGAAAGGGGAGAAGAGGGGGUGGCUGGGGGUAUGACUAAUCCUUGAUUAUGCUGCUGGCCUUGACGUGGCAGCGUGAGGUAUAGAGACAAUGGAAGGGAGGUUGGUUUGCGUGAUGGUCUGUGCUGCAUCAGCAAUUCGCUGCAAUUUCUUGUGUUGGAUGGAGCUGUUUCAAGAUCAAGUUGUGAUGCAUCCUGAUAAAGUGCUUUCCAUGGUGCAUCUGUGGAACAUUGUCAGAGUUGUCGGGCACAUGCCAAACUUUCUAAGCCUUCUAAGAAAGUUGUGGCAUUGGUAUGCUUUCUUAGUCGUUACUUCAAUAUAUGGGUGGACCAGGAGAAGUUGUUGGUGAUAUUGACUCCAAGGAUACAGUUGCAGAGACGAGUGCUGACACCAAGUGCCGUGAGUCUGGUGAUAAGCUUGGAUGGUAUAAUGGUAUUGAAGGCAGAGCUGUGGUCUAUGAAUAGGAGUCCGACAUAGGUGCCUGUCCUAUCCAGGUGUUCUAGGGAUGAGUGCAGGUCUAGGGCAAUGGCAUAAUCCAUGGACCUGUUGUGGCAAUAGGCAAAUUGCAGUGGGUCAAGACCGCUGGGUAGACUGGAUUUAAUGCGUUCCAUAAAUAGCCUCUCAAAACAUUUCAUGAUGUUAGAUGUCAAAGCCACUAGUAGUCGUUUAGGCAUGAAGUCUUUGUUUUCUUCAGCACUGGAAUGAUGGUGUUCUUCUUGAAGCAGGUGGGUAUCUCAGAAUGUAGUAGGGAGAGAUUAACGAUGUCAGCAAAUACUCCCGCGAGCUGGCACGUAGCUACUAAGGACACGGUCAGGAACCCCGUCUGGGCUAAUUGCUUUUCGUGGGUUUACCCGCAAAAAGGCCGAUCUAACCUCUACUACAGUGACCCUAGGGAGAGGCACACUGGAGUCUGAAGGGCCAUGUGUCACCACACUGUUGGCCUUCUGCUUGAAGCGAGCAUAGAAAUAAUUCAGUUCAAUGAUGAUGCCUGACCUUGCUUUUCUUUUUUUUAUUAUUAUUUUUUUAUUUUUUUUAUUAGAAGUACAAUAAGUUACAGUAAUACACACCAGAUAUAUCCUAUUACAUUUGUUGUACCCCUUCAUUUUUUGAGCUUUAAGAAAGAUAGAAAUAAAAGUAAGGAAAGUGAGAAAGAGUUGUGAUAGUGCAAGAAAGUGUUGGGAAAAGAAAGCCCAUUAGAAAGAGAGUUAGAGAAGAAAGUUAAGAAAUAGACCCUAGAAAAUAAAUAAAUAAAGAAAGAAAGAAAGAAAGAAAGAAAGGGAAACAAUCGCUCCAUUAUAAAAAAAACUCUGCAAAAAGGGAUAUACCAACCAUAUUUUUCACCCCCCGUUACCAGAUCCUGGCACCAUUUAUUUUUUAAAUUACUAUUGCACUUCAUGCUUGUAGUAAGUCCAUAAAUGCAGACCACGUCUUUUGGAAGUGGUCUGCUUUGCUUGCGAGGAGGAGUCUCAUAUCUUCCAGGUGUAAUUAUUCGAACGUGUUUGAAAUCCACAUUUUUAUUGUUGGUAUAGGAGUGUUUUUCCAGAAUCUGACCUUUCUUUUCAGCCAGUUAUCUUAUGCAGACCAUGCCACAUACUCUGUGUGUCUGAGUGAUUAUACUGGGAUUAUACUUAUCCCUAUAAGUUUGUCCCCUUAUACGAUUGAUACGAUACGAUUCGAUGUUACAUUAUUGUCAGAACAAAGUCUGAAAUUUGUUUUGCAUCGCAGCAGUUCCAUUUACAGCAUCACAUAAAAGAUAAAAGAGACUUGAAAAGUCAUGCAUUAAGACAUCAAGACAGGACCCAAAAAUACAUACGUUCAACACGACAUUACAAUAACAGAAGACAACAUUUGAGGCCCAUCAGCAUGCAUUUGAUCUGGGAUUAAGCGCUGUAUUUAGUUUGAGGAUUGACUGGUGCACAAAAGAGUGCUUCAGUCUAACCUUAUUACAUUUUGGUACCCAAUAUCUCCAGUUUGAUGGUAACAAAUAGUACUCGCUGUUCAGAACGUGGUUGGGUCAGAAGAAAUAUUGUUGACCAUCCUUAGUAUGUUUUUAUGGUAGGAUAAUUCAUACAAAUUCUGAAGUGGUUGAUCUACAAUCUUUGAGCAGAUUUUUAAUUGUUGGAGUUUUGAUUUUGUAGUCGCAGACAAACUCUUGUGCCAUGUAAUCUUACAGUAUUGCAAAACACUCUGCAAUAUUAUUGCAAAAUUAUCACAGCGGUAAAAAAUAACAAAAGGAUUUGUCUACUUGCUCCGAAAGAUCUAAGGGGAGAAACCAGAUUCUUUGUUUUGUCUUAUUGCAAAUCUUAUCAAUGUGGUCAUUCCAUGAUAACUGAUGAUCUAUCGUUACCCCCAAGUAUUUAAAUGGAAUUACAUGCUUGAUUUUUUCAUAAUGGAUAACAAGAGACACUUUAUGUGAGGCAGAUGGUGAACCAAAUACAAUCUCUUCUGUUUUCUUUGUGUUAAUCUCAAGAGCAUUAUUAUCAGUCCACUCGACCAGUUUGUUCACGCCAAGUUGGUGCAGCCCAGGGUUGUCUGAGUUACUUAACAUAAAUAAUAGAACUGUAUCAUCUGAGUACUUUAGAAUAGAUUGAUUCGGUGUAUUUGUAUGACAAUCAUCAGUGUAAAAGGUAAAAAGCACAGCUGAACUCACACAACCCCAGGGGGCCCCGACAUUGGUUGUGAUGGCAGAUGAAAGGGUUUUAUUCCCCUUUACAAUCUGUACUCUGUUAGUGAGAAAGGAAGCAUACCAAUGAUAGGGAUUCAGUUGCUGCCGGACCAUUUUUGACACCAAAAUGUCUGCUUGUAUUGUGUUGAAAGCUGAAAUCUAGAAAGAGGGCUCUUGCAAAGGUGUUUAAGAGGGAA